This is a messenger RNA of Liolophura sinensis, 421 nucleotides long. Its product is annotated as histone H2A. Bases 17 to 394 code for a protein of 125 amino acids. The record is from RefSeq and is a predicted model, not a curated record. Gene Ontology annotation, cellular component: nucleosome. Gene Ontology annotation, molecular function: structural constituent of chromatin; protein heterodimerization activity; DNA binding. NCBI's taxonomy places the organism in Eukaryota, Metazoa, Mollusca, Polyplacophora, Chitonida, Chitonidae. The transcript has a single exon.
UAGCACAGCAAGCAUCAUGUCUGGACGUGGUAAAGGCGGUAAAGUCAAGGGAAAGAGCAAGACUCGCUCAUCCCGCGCUGGACUCCAGUUCCCCGUCGGACGUAUCCACCGUCUGUUGAGAAAGGGCAACUACGCCGAGCGAGUGGGAGCCGGAGCUCCUGUCUAUCUGGCUGCCGUGCUCGAAUACCUGGCUGCCGAAGUUCUCGAGUUGGCAGGAAACGCCGCCCGUGACAACAAGAAAUCCAGAAUUAUUCCUCGACAUCUUCAGCUGGCCGUCCGAAACGAUGAGGAAUUGAACAGGCUCCUGUCCGGCGUCACCAUCGCCCAGGGAGGUGUCUUGCCCAACAUCCAGGCUGUCCUCCUGCCCAAGAAGACCCAGAAGGCCGGCAAAUAAGCGCCCAGAACACCGACAGUCUGUCAG